CAGCGUCACGUGGCGUUACCGCCCCCACCCCCUUUCUUCACCUGUUCACAGUCACAAGCACCAUGUCGGCUCCCUCUACAAAUCCCAGCAUGAACUCCAGUGCUGUGGUUUUCCCGGCUCCUCGGAUAACCUUACCUCUGGGAACGUCGGUUCUGCAAACCUAUUCCGGAGGCUUCAUUUGUUUGGAGAUUUUGUUCGGAGGGUUGGUGUGGAUUCUGGUCGCCUCAUCUAAUGUCCCAGUGCCUUUGAUGCAAGGCUGGGUGAUGUUUGUAUCCGUCACCAUGUUCCUGUGCUCGAUCCUGUAUCUGUGUGUAUAUCUGUGCGGACUGGCAGACCGACUGGAUACCGACUGGAAUUUGGUGGAUUUUGUCUAUCAUUUUGUUGCCUUCGUAUUCUACUUUGGAGCAUCAGUCCUUGAAGCUGCAACAACAGCUGCAGCUGUAGAACGCGAGUCCAUCAAUGCAACUACAGCUAUUUUUGUAACAGUUCUAGAUUUUCGGCAGUACACUAUAAAUGUUGUUGCUACGAUAUUCUCUUUUGUUGUUACUCUGUGCUACGCAUGCAGUUUGGGUCUUGCUUUGAGAAGAUGGAAGCUGUAAAUUGCAAAUAUGAACUGUCCGGAAAGGUGUGAAUGGCUGGUUUCGUUAUCAUUGGCACAAAACUUUCAAACAACGAUGGAAGAUGCUUCCCAAGAGAAGAGUGGCCCUUUUCAUAGGCCAAUUCUGUUUUAUACUGAAGUAUUUUGGCAGCAGUAAUGGCUUUUGUUCAUAAAAUAGCUUUUUUAUGAUCAUUUUCAGUGUUAAGUUCAAAAGUUUGAGAUAGGAAAUUAAAAUAGUUUCCAGUUUAUCUGAAAGUUGGGUGCUGAGUAUGUUAUCCAAAUAUUUAUAGUUUUCACAAAAUAUUCUAAUACUAGUCAUAGCAAGAGCUCAUUUAUUGUAAAGCUUAAUCCAGGCAAAUAAAAAGAUCCAAAGGGAUUAGAUGAACAAAUUCAGACUUCGUAUCUAUCCAUUAUUUGGUUGUGAACACUCCCCAUUUCUUCAUGUAAAUAAUUUUCAUUGACAAUACUAUAAUUAUGACUGGUCACAAUAAGUAAACAUUUUCCUAAUUUUGCAUAGUUUGCAUAAGUACCCAUUUGUAUUUUCAUAACUAUUGUAUGUACUGCAUAUAAUUAACAUACAACAGUUGAAUCUGAAUACAGAGUAAGUUUUUGCAAAACAAGAUUCCAAUUAUAUUUUCGUUCUACAAUUGUCUAUAGUUUUCUCAUAAAAAAGAUUCUCCAUAUUUAACCAAGUGUCUGUUUCAGGAAUAGCCUUGUGUGUAUUGGAUAUGUUGGGUUUAAAGUAGUUUUGCCAAAUGUGAUCUGUGACCCAACAUCAGGUGAAUUGAUGUUGUCCUUGACCUAGUUAAGUUUUCUGAAUUUAUUUUUUUUUAAAAUGAACUUUCAUACAAAUCAACAACAAAAGUCUUUUAAAAUGCACAAGUUUGACAAUUGAAUUCUAGCUUGCUGCAAAUUUUUUAAAAACUGGUUGAUAUACCAUAUAUCGAAAAUAGUUUCCUUUAAAUUUCUAUAACAGGUUAGAGCUGUGGCCACAGAUCAUAGGAAUAGCUUUCCAAGUCCAUAGCCAGUGAAGAAUCCUAUCCAUAGGCAAUGCGAACCAGGAGUUUCAGUACCACUGGCCAUGAUUUUCAUGACCUGUAUCUGAAUUUCCCAUUUGUACUGCCAGAAUUCAGUAUUUCCCGUUGACAGCACAGAUGAUUAAAUUGUCCCCUUCAGAGAAAGAAACCACUGAAUAAUAGCAGUUUUAUGAAUAAAAUCAAACUUCGUUUUUUUUUUCUCCCUUCAGGUUUUUAUUUGACCAAAAUUACAGAUUGCAGUCCCUUGUUCUAUCAGGAAAGUAUGUAUUUGUCAUAGUCAUGGAGAUCUACUCAUCCAGUCACCUGAACAAAUAUUAAUCAGUUACCAAGUGACUCAGCUUGGUUAAACUUAAUUUAUUGCAUUUCUCUCAAAUGAUUUUUAAUGGAGGUGAAUGGAAACUGUCCAUCUGCCCACACAAGUUAACCAUCACCCAAAGUGCUAUUGUCAAUUUCUAAUAGUUUACAUGUUCUUCUGAUUUUUUUUUUCUAUUGGUUUCCUUGGGUGUUGAAAAACUUGCACUGAAUAAAGGUAGUAAUCCACAAAACCUCUCCUGAUGUUUAUGGGCACUUUCUUUAUCUCACUACUUAUUAUCAAAAGUGAUCUGCUUUGCAGGGAGUCUUUUAUUUAAGCCUUCAUUCUGGCUGUUGGUGAAUUACUUUGUACAUGAGUUUAGUCAGGGAUCACAAAACUCAGCAGUAUGUUCAUAACUUCCAAUAACACUGCUCACCAGUUGCAGCAAUUGAAAAAUUAAGUUCCCCUUUUGGAAAAAGACUGUAACAAUUCUAGCUGCCACAAUUUCUUUUAAACUUCAAUAGAUGUGAGGUAAACACUACCACUGAAGUGUGUUUAUUCAUAAUACUUCAUGUAAACCCCAGAAACUGCUUCUCUAAUUUAAAAUGACAAUUUAUUUCAUGGAGCUGACUAACCAUUUUUAUAUAGACAAUAGGUAAUUAGCCAGAAUCCACAAAGGACAAUGGGCAUAUCUCUCCAUUAGAGAUAAUUGGUUACUUAUACCUCAACAGUGUGACCAUUUAAAAAUUGAGACUUGCCAUGAGGGUGGCGGAGCGCGAUGUCCACAGUGGGUGGAGGCAAAGGUGUGGCCAAUGCAAAGUAUGGGGCUCUCCAUUGGUUAAAAAGUUCUCUGGUUGAAAAGGAGGCCCAUAUAAACUGUGCUGGCAAGAUCUUUGCCUGUCUUUUGUCUGCAGUUCACCUCAGGCUGAUGAGAUGGGUCGGUGCAUCCAGUACCUUUGCUAGCUCUGCAUCUGGAGAGGAAAUGGCAGAAGCUGGCCCAGAGCCAGGUGUGACAAUAGCCAAAAUGCCAACGGGAGCACCAGAUGGUCAGGUAGCUCAGGGUGAUGGCAACCAAGGCUAGUGAGAUGCUAAACUUUAAUGCAUAUUUAAAUAUACCGCAUAUGGAUUAACUACCUGCAAAUGAGGAACGAUAUCAGAGACAGCUGAGGAUGUCAAGGGUUUCUGUUGCUCACCUCAGUUCCUAUGGAUUGGAUACCAGUAUCUUUAAAAUUCACUUGCAGCAUUGAGUUUCUACACCUCUGGGCCUUUCCAGAGCUUCAGGGGACUCAUGUGGCAUCUUGCAGUCAGCCACUUUGAUUCAUCAGGGAGGUCACCAAAGCCCUGUUCAGAAGAGCUAAUUGUUAUGAAAGUAUAAUUUGCAUACUAUUUUUCUGAUUUAUUGUAAAGUAGGUUUAUGGGUGAGAGUAUAGUUGGGUGCGUCUGAAAUUUAAUUACAUUUGGAAUCAGGUAGACUGCAAGCUUUGAACUAUCAAAAGAUGAGAGGUGUAGAAAUGUGCUUGAAAUGCUAAUGAGUAACUAUGAAUGCUGGCUUAGCAUGUAAGGUGUGAAGGGAAUUUGCAUUUUUGGAUAAGUGAAAUGAAAUCUAUUUUGGGUGUGUAACUGGGAAUCAGGUUAAUUAGGAAUUUUAGGAGGAGUUAUACAAGUAUGUAAUUGUAUCUUAUGUAUGUGCCUGAAAUCUUUUUUGUUAAUAAGUAUUUAAUUAAAAUCCUUCAAGUUCUUGGA
Carcharodon carcharias (great white shark) is the source of this 3670-nucleotide messenger RNA. It is a transcript of the gene mal2, whose product is annotated as mal, T cell differentiation protein 2. NCBI's taxonomy places the organism in Eukaryota, Metazoa, Chordata, Chondrichthyes, Lamniformes, Lamnidae. Gene Ontology annotation, biological process: myelination. The record is from RefSeq and is a predicted model, not a curated record. Gene Ontology annotation, cellular component: membrane. Gene Ontology annotation, molecular function: structural constituent of myelin sheath. Bases 63 to 599 code for a protein of 178 amino acids. The transcript has 4 exons.